AUGAUAUUUCAUUCUAUUCUCGCUGCUUCUGCGUUUAUUUUCGCCUUUACCCAAAUCACUGAAGCACAAUUCGGUGGAUUUGGUGGAUUUAGAGGAUUUGGUGGAGGUGAAUUCCCUGUAGAAAUGAUUGUACUUGGAGAAUGUGGUGGAUGUGAAGGAUCUGGACCACCUACUGGAUUUGGAGGACGUCCUAGAUUUGGAGGAUUCGAUCCAUACAAUCCAUACGGACAAUACGGUGGCUUUGCACAGCGUGGAAGACGCAGACCAUGGAGGAGCCAGCGCUACGGCUGGGGUCCGCCGCCUGGUUUGAAUUUCUUUCCCAACGAUGGAGUGCCAUUUGGAUAA
Messenger RNA from Angiostrongylus costaricensis, 345 nucleotides. The record is from the annotation of a GenBank genome assembly. Lineage: Eukaryota; Metazoa; Nematoda; Chromadorea; Rhabditida; Metastrongylidae.